AGCCAGUACAGAAGAUUAACUAACAUUCAAAAUUAUUUGAAUUGUUGAAUUACAAUUAAAAAUUAGUGAUUGUUUAAUUUAUAUUGAUUAUACUUAAAACUGUUCGUUCAAUCAAAGUGACCAUAUAAUGAGUACCGGUUCCUUAGUGUUAUAUUGCGCCUUUACCUAAUCGUUUCUGAUUCCCCCCUUUUUUUCAUAGGACAAGGCCCAGCAUCAGCGGGUAAAUGCGGAUAAGAACCAGCAUCAGCGGGUAAAUGCCGAUGAGACUUUUUUGCCUGGUCACUGGAAUUUAAAUAAGAUUGGUCAUAUUGCAAGAAAUCCAGGUCACUUAGUUGUUCCCGGAGGUGCUGAUGCCUGGUCAAUGGUUGAGGUCAUGUCCGGUGGCUUGAACAAUAAUCCAGGUCAGCAUCAUUUAGGCCAAGUAACGACUACAGGUCAUCAUGUUAUGUACCAAAAUGUUCAGGCUGUCAACGCCAGUGGAAGUGGCCAGCACCAUCAACAAAAUCAAGGGAUGAUGGUCCACCAUCACGGUAAAUCAAAUAAAAAGAAGCCAAAAGUCAACAAGGACGGAGUUCCAGCGCCCAAAAGAGCUACAACUGCUUACAUAAAUUUUACUCAAUGGUACAGAGAAGAAUUGAAAAAAUCGGGUCGCCCUAUUCCCAAGAUUGGCGAAUUUGGCAAAGAGUGUGCCGGUAAAUGGAAUCAAAUGUGCGAAGAAGAGAAACAACCCUUCCUCGAAGUAGCUGCCAAAGACAGGGAACGGUACAAGAAGGAAAUGGCCGUCUAUAAACCUGCCCGAGAUGCAAACAAGCCUAAACGACCUGGUACAGCAUUUAUGUUAUUCAUGGGCGAUUUUCGUAAAGAAAUGGCCGGUAAAGAACCUGAAGGGGGUGUAGCUGCUCUGGCCAAGUUGGGUGGUGAAAGGUGGCGAGGUAUGACGGAUGAAGAAAAAAGGCCAUACGUUGAAAAACAAAACGAAGAAAAAGUUCGUUAUGAAGCCAAUAUGGAAGAUUAUCGUAGAAAGAGCGCAGAAUCUCUAACCAGUGGGCCACAAGUUAAGCAAGCAAGGCUAUCCACUGAAGGAUCAGAAGGAGGAGAAGACUCGGCAUCAACAACUAAUGACAAUAAUCAAGAUCAUUCAAAUCAAUCACAAUCUCAGGAUCAGCAACAGCAACAAGCUCAAAACAUGGUCAUCAGGCAACAGGAAACUCCAUCACCAGCAUCUUCAUCGCCAAGUCCUGCAAAUCAGCAACAACAGCAAGAACAACAAGAGCAGCAGCAGGAACAAAAUAUCAACAAUUCAAGCAUGUCUUCAAUGAACAUAAAUCAAGCAAUUACUAACCAUGCAUUAGCUUCUAUGGGUUACGGUCAACACUCAUUUGGGAACUUUAUACAUCCUGGUAGCCCUGGAGUUAUGGCUGCAAAUUAUAAUCAAGCUCAUCAAGGUGGAUUAUCUGUUAGUAAUGUAGGCUCUUCAUACUUACAAUCGGGAGCUGGAGGAACAUACACACAAGGACCUCAUUAUAAUUGGAAUCAACUGAAUUAGCAAGAUAAGGAACAGCAGAGCUACUCAGGAAUUCGAACUCAUUAGAGCGCUUUUCAUUUGUUUCAUCUUUCUCUUCUCUCUACUUCCAUCUUUCUUUAACUCUAAAAAACGUUCAAUACACCUUUAAAAAAAGUGGUAUCAUCAAUUUUAACUUUUGCUUAUAAUUUUUUCUACUAUAAGCAAAAAUACCAUUUAUUAUCAAUGCUUCUUAAUUAAAAAUCAACAUUACCGUUGGUUCUUUGAAGUUAUACCACUUUUUUAUAGGAAAGUCUUUGUUUUUGAAAAAAUUAUUAUGCACUAAUAACAGUGCUGCAUCUUAAUACAGUUAAUACUGCAUUUUGCGCAAUCGGUUUUAUCUUAUUUAAAAUUGGUAUGAGCUAGUUAGACCACUACAUUGAGGAAAUUCAUUGAUAAAACUCGAGGCGGAGCCGAGAGUUUUAACCAAAACAAAGACUUCUUUUCUUCAUCUUCUUACUCUUCUUCCUAGGAAUCUCAUUUACUUAAUUAAUGUAUUAACAUUUUUUUCAUUUCAUUUCGCUUUCAAAUUCAUGAAUCUGUUUUAAAUCAUCUGUCAAAAUUUUGCAUCACAAUAACAAAGUGGAAUCUUCAUCGACACCAAUUUCAUCAACCCUCAGUUUUUUUUGUUUGUCUCUUACGAUUGAGAGAUGAAAAAUGUAAAUGCAAAUCGAUCUGCUAAAUCCACCAACUACACAAGUCAUAACACCCACAACGCACCGAUUUCGCUGUCGCGCAGCCAACAACAACUUUAAUUAUCUUAAAUUUACUUUGAUUCACAUUGGUGGGAUAUAAUUUUAACCUAGGAUAUCUAUAAAAUUGAAAUCAUACAAAAGAACUUGAAAGCAAAAUUAAAAAUCUUCUCUUUAUA
This is a messenger RNA of Tetranychus urticae (two-spotted spider mite), 2432 nucleotides long. RefSeq lists its product as uncharacterized. Lineage: Eukaryota; Metazoa; Arthropoda; Arachnida; Trombidiformes; Tetranychidae. Gene Ontology annotation, biological process: regulation of transcription by RNA polymerase II. The record is from RefSeq and is a predicted model, not a curated record.